UUUUUUCAAAAAUUUUUAUUUAGUUACUUCAAAUAAGAUUUUUUUAAUAAUCAACUUAUUAUUAAGCAAAUAUGAAGAUUGCUUGUUUGAGUUCAUUCAUAAAAUUGUUAUGAAUGAUGAAGAAAAUAUUUUGGAAAAAUUACUUUCUUGGAUUGAUAAUAUACUAAAUUUUUUAAAAUUUUACAAGAAAACAGAUGAUCCAAAUUUAAAGAUUGAUUUAAAUGAAUUUCUCAAAAAUAAUACUGAUAAAAUUAACAUUGAAAAGCUAAAAAAAGAGGUUGAUGAUAUUGUAGAAGAAAAAAACAAAAUAAACCAAUUUUACGAACAGAAUAAGGAUGCAAAUAAUAAUUAUUUAGGAAAUAUGGUAAACUAUCAUUUUAAUAUUGAUAACACAAUUGACACAAAUAAAAAUGGCAUAAGCGAAAUUCAUAUGAAUUUAAAAGAUGGGGCUAUUAUGAUGGGUAUUAAUGAAAUUGAUUUCAAUGAAUUAACAGAUGAUUUAAAUGAAUUAACCAAAAUCAAUUCGAAUAAUCUGGAUCAAGAAACAAAAUUGGAUAAAUUUUUAGAAAAUAAAGAUUAUUCCACUGGAUCAAGUGAUAAGAAACUUAAAAAAAGUGAAAUUAGUAAAUUGAGUAAAGAAUUUCAAAAAAUUUUAUUUCAAAUGUUAGAUUUUUAUGACAAUAAACAAUAACUCUGGAAGUAAUAAAAUAGCUUAAUAGAAAAAUCGAUUUUUAUUGAACCUUUAAAUCUUUUUGAUUUGAUCAAAAUGACUUGAAUUUUAAUAUUGAUUCAGGAAUUGUGUAACUGGAACUUGGCAGGAUUAUCAAAAUAUCAGAACAGAUUCAGUUUCAAUAGAAG
Messenger RNA from Ascoidea rubescens DSM 1968, 858 nucleotides. RefSeq lists its product as uncharacterized. Bases 110 to 691 code for a protein of 193 amino acids. The record is from RefSeq and is a predicted model, not a curated record. NCBI's taxonomy places the organism in Eukaryota, Fungi, Ascomycota, Saccharomycetes, Ascoideales, Ascoideaceae. The transcript has a single exon.